GUCAAAAGUCUUCAUCUUUAUUAGAGAUGAAUGUUGUUGUCGGGAGAGGAGGAGGUUUUGUCAUGUUUUCCACUUGCUUUUUAUAUGAUUAAUUAAAACGUUUCGUUAUCACAUCUACUCGGUUUCUGAAUCCUGAAGCCACCAGCGGUCCGGAAUCUCUCUCGUUCAGACUUACAUAAAAAGUUGUUUACUUUCCCAUUUUGCGAGAUUCUCAGGAACCUUUUUUGAGUGAGAGUGGUUUUGUCUGAUUCCUGUAAAGCUCAAGCCUUUAGAGAGAGUAGAAGGGAAUUUUAUCGAUCAUGGAUUCAGAUGAUGACAUGCUCGGUGCCCACGAGAUGGGAUCGGGAGAGGAUGAUUUUUACAGCGGUGAUGAUGAUGAUUACAACGAAAGUGAUGGUGAUGAGACCGAUUACGGGUUCGUUGAGGAAGACGUGGAUGAUUCCCUCUUGAUCGCCUCCCAUCGCUCUCAGAUAAAUUAUGUUGUUCUCAAGGAAGAAGAUAUCCGCAGGCUUCAGAUGGAUGAUAUUGGAAGAGUUUCAAUGGUACUAUCCAUAACCGAGGCCGAAGCGAGCAUUUUGCUUCUUCACUAUCACUGGAGUGUAAGUAAAGUACAUGAUGAAUGGUUUGCGGAUGAGGAGAGAGUUCGGAAAGCUGUUGGCAUAUUGGAGAGACCUCUUGUUUCAACCCCUGACGGCGGAGAAAUUACAUGUGGAAUAUGCUUUGAAUCAUUUAUUCCUGAAGAAAUUGUAUCGCUUUCUUGUGGUCAUCCUUUCUGCUCUACCUGCUGGACUGGUUAUACCAGUACAACCAUCAAUGAUGGCCCAGGAUGCUUGAUGCUAAAGUGUCCCGAGCCUUCUUGUCCUGCUGCUGUUGGUCAAGAUAUGUUUGAAAAAUUCGCUUCCAAGGAAGACAGAGAGAAGUACUAUAAAUAUUUCCUUAGGUCAUAUGUUGAAGACAACAGAAAGAUGAAAUGGUGUCCUGCCCCAGGGUGCGAGCAUGCAAUUGAGUUUGCUGCCGGGACUAGCAAUUAUGAUGUUUCCUGCUUGUGUUCACGGAGCUUUUGCUGGAAUUGCACUGAAGAGGCUCACCGUCCUGUGGAUUGUCACACAGUAGCACAAUGGAUACGUAAGAACAGCGCUGAAUCUGAAAAUAUGAACUGGAUACUUGCAAAUUCAAAGCCUUGCCCCAAGUGUAAGCGGCCAAUUGAAAAGAAUCAUGGAUGCAUGCACAUGACAUGCACACCCCCUUGUAAAUAUGAGUUUUGUUGGCUUUGCCUUAAUGCGUGGACAGCUCACGGGGAAAGAACUGGUGGUUUUUAUGCCUGCAAUCGGUAUGAGUCGGCUAAGCAAGAAGGACUAUAUGAUGAGGCUGAAAAGAGGAGAGAGAUGGCAAAAAAUUCGCUCGAGAGAUACACUCAUUAUUAUGAACGCUGGGCAAGCAAUCAGACGUCGAGGCAAAAAGCUUUGGAGGAUCUGGAGAAAACUCGAUUGGAAAAGCUCGAGAAGCUUAGUGACAUACAGUGCACUCCGGAAUCUCAGCUGAAGUUCAUCACAGAGGCGUGGCUUCAGAUAAUUGAAUGCAGACGGGUACUGAAAUGGACAUAUGCAUAUGGGUACUAUCUACCUGAUCACGAUAAGAAACAAUUUUUCGAGUAUUUGCAAGGGGAAGCUGAGUCAGGUUUGGAGAGGCUCCACAAAUGCGUAGAGAAGGAACUGGAGGAUUUUAUAACUGCUGAAGGCCCUUCCGAUGACUUCAAUCAUUUCCGGACAAAGCUAACUGGUUUGACCAGCAUAACGAAAACCUACUUUGAAAAUCUGGUGAAAGCUCUGGAGAAUGGACUUGCUGAUGUGGAUACUAGUACGCAAGGGGCUAGCAGCAAAUCAACAAGCUCUAAAUCUAGCAAGACAAAAGGAGGCGUUGUGAAGGGUAAAGGAAGCUCCAAAAAUGCCGGGUCCAGCAGAAACUCUGAUGGAAACUGAGAUCUCUCUCCUCAGGUUUUGAGAUUACAAUCGCUCUGCCUCAUUAAGGAAUCUAUUGACUUGGAAGUAAAAAAAGAAAGACCUUUUAAAGAGUUAAUUGAGCAAAACUGGAGAAAGGUUUGCAGUAUUUUUACAGUAGCCUCUACUGAGGCACACAAUUGCACGCACAAGUGAAGUGUCUUUCUCUGUCUUAUGCCGGAUAAGAGUUUGUAAUAUUUGUAUAGUAUAAUAGAAUAUUCACAUGGUUACUUUGACUUUUUGAUUUGUCUUGCUCUACUAAUGCAACGUCUAUGAACACCAAAUGGAGUCUCUUUUGUCUGAA
Molecule: messenger RNA, 2301 nt
Organism: Raphanus sativus (radish)
Lineage: Eukaryota; Viridiplantae; Streptophyta; Magnoliopsida; Brassicales; Brassicaceae
Product: probable E3 ubiquitin-protein ligase ARI5
Exons: 15
Coding region: 300-1979 (559 amino acids)
Biological process (GO): positive regulation of proteasomal ubiquitin-dependent protein catabolic process; ubiquitin-dependent protein catabolic process; protein polyubiquitination
Cellular component (GO): ubiquitin ligase complex; cytoplasm
Molecular function (GO): zinc ion binding; ubiquitin protein ligase activity; ubiquitin conjugating enzyme binding
Source: RefSeq, a predicted model, not a curated record